Molecule: messenger RNA, 2813 nt
Organism: Ctenocephalides felis (cat flea)
Lineage: Eukaryota; Metazoa; Arthropoda; Insecta; Siphonaptera; Pulicidae
Exons: 9
Coding region: 264-2813 (849 amino acids)
Source: RefSeq, a predicted model, not a curated record
CAAAAAUUGUUCCGAAAAUAAAUCGAAUGCUUUUGAUUUUGGUGUGGAUGACUUAUCAGACGGCGUUGAUAAGCGAAACAGUGCUUACGCUGUUACGCCCAUAAGAAAAGAUUUGCAUUAUUUGUGCACGAAUAUAUACGACAUUCCUACAGAAAAUCCUAGUUUACCAGAAGUCGUAGACUUUAACAUUAUUAAACAGGAGUGCCAAAGAGGACAGUGCAAUAGUUUUAAGAAAAACUAAAUUCGAAGAAAAUUCGCUAAAAAUGGAAGACAGUGGCAUGAGCUCUAUGGAAGCAUCUCCCGACUUAGAAGAAAUAGAAAUUUCGCGCACUCCCAGUCGCUCUUUAACCGAAAAACGUAAAAACUAUUUGACUCGAGUAUCAUCUGUAGCCCGUUACGAUUGGAUUGAAAAUUUACGUGACAAAAGAAGUCUAAACAGCUGUUACACUGCUCUUAGGAAAAAAUCUGCUGUUGCAGCAAAAAAGUCACGUCAUAAUGAUUCUACAAACGACGUUGAGAGAUUAUUUGAAGCGUGUUUGCUGGUUGGCUAUAAUAGUUUGAAGAAAGGAUACGUUAAAAGCAUAUAUCCUCCAGAGGCUAAAGCUCCCGAACAUAUAGAGCAUUUAAUAUUUCCUCAAAAGUAUUAUUCGUCGGCGUUGAAAUGCACAAAAUCAAAGUCACUUCAUAAUAUACCUCAACUUACAAAGACCUCAUCUGACCAAAGUUCUGAUAGUCAUAUCAAAAAUAAACGAAAUAAUCAAACCUCACCAUACUCUUUGAAGAAUUCGGCUAGUCAAUAUAAUUUUCGUGGAAAAUUGUUGCCACAAUGUAAUACAUUAACACAAGAUGAACAGAAUUAUAGUAUAGUAUUAACAGAUCAAAAUGGUAUUAGAAAAUUUGGGUAUUGUAGGAAAAUAUUACCAGAAAAUUCAGAGAUAUAUCUGCCACUUGUGUACUGCAUUGUGACAAAUAUCAGAGCUCCAGGAUUUUAUUUCAAGAUUUUGCAAGAAUUGGAAUCUCGACAUGGUCAAACCGAUUACCAGCAGAAAUCAAUGCUUAAACAAUUUCAUGAAUCUCGUUUGCCCAAACCAGGUCAGCAUUUAUACAUUAAAAUUCCAAAGAGCCCUCAGAAAAGGCCUAAAACAGAAAUCAUCAAUGAUAAAAAAGAUGAAUACUUUCAACAUACAAAUGGUAGGAGAUCAUUUCAUUCUCUGACUAAUAAUCUCCACAAAAAGUCAAGCAAGAAUCUCAAUGACUCGUUCAAUAACUUUUCCAAUAUCAACAAUGAUCAAAAAGAUUCAAAUGAAAAAUUAGGAAAUGAUAUUGACAUGAAUGAUCCUUCAGCCAAUCAUAAGAAGUCUGAAAAGAAUACUGAAUUAGCAUCGAACUAUGGAAAAAUAUGCACAAGUAAAUCUUUACCAAAGAUUAAAAAAUCUAGUUAUAAUAAUAAUGAAAUUAACAAAGCGACAAAAUUCUUUGAAAGUACAGAACAAACUCAUAAUAAUUGUGAUGCAGAAAAUUUAAGAAAUUUAUUAAAUACUAACAAUGCUGAUGAAAUUGAUUCUUCAAUAAGCUGUGAUAAUAUAUUUAAGAAUCCUUUAAUCUUAAAGAGUGCUAUGAUGGAUUUUCAACAACACGAUUUUGUAAAAGAACGAAGAAAUUCUCUUCAAACCUAUGAUGAUAUUCGUUUAGCAAAAGAUAUGGAAUAUUUGAGUACAAAAGAGAUAAUUUUAGAAUCAGAUAGUGAUGAAACUUCAGAUAAAAGACAGAAAUGUUCCGAAGCAGACACUAAACUAGAUUCAAUAGAUGAUGAGAGGUUUUCUAUGAUCAACAGUUCUCUUUUUGAGAACAUUCGAGAAUCCAAAAAUUUUACUGAAGUAUUAAUUAAACGUCCUUAUGAUGUACGGUUAGAAAAUAAUGAAUUAGCUGUCCUAUUUGAAUGCUUAAACGUGGAAACCAUGAUAAAUGUUUUUGGAUCAUUGCUCAUAGAACGAAAGGUUAUAUUGGUUGGAGAAAGCUUGAGCAAAUUAUGUUCUUGCAUCGAGGGUUUGCAAAGUGCUUUAUAUCCAUUUAGAUGGCAACACACACUAGUCACUACUCUACCUCACAACCUGAUUGAAAUUACAAACGCACCACUCCCGAUAUUGGCUGGAAUUCUGUGCACAGAUGAACACAUAACAGUGGACGAGGGAAUUCUGGUUGAUAUUGAUAGUUCACGGACACUCACAUGUAUGAAGGAUGAAAACACUUUGUUUCCAGCAGCAUUAAGAGAAAAAUUGAAAUUAUCAUUGAGUUUGGUUAAAAAUGGUCCACAAGAUCCAACCAGAAAUGUGUUGGUUGGCGAAGCUUUUCUGAAGUUCUUUUUAACAUGUAUGCAGGGCUAUGCUGAUUGUUUCCAUAAUGGAGUUUUUGAUAAACUUGAAUUUAUAGAAUCUCAUAAAGGCAAUAAGCAAUUGCGUGGCUUUUUGGAAUGGUUUGUUGAAACAGCAAUGUUCAAUGAUUUUAUCAAAACCAAGGCAAAAAUUUUACUUAAUAUGUCUCAAAAACAAAGAGAUAGUCAGGACAGUGGCAGUAUUAGUCAAAUUUCACUAGAAAGUGAUGAAUAUCUAGAUCUCAGCUAUGACAUUGAGUCAUUUAAUAAUAGUAUUGGAAGAAAUGUUUCAGAAAAUGGUUUCUACGAAAUGUUUGAUGUUCGAUUGAUGGAAAGUAACAAAAAUGCAGACAGCACAAAGUCUUUUUUGAAGAACCAUAAGAAUAUGACGAAGAAGUCGAAAACAUUUACUGAGAAGGUUAAAGAGUUUCUGCAAAGUUAA